This is a messenger RNA of Onychostoma macrolepis, 4690 nucleotides long. Its product is annotated as coiled-coil domain-containing protein 89. Lineage: Eukaryota; Metazoa; Chordata; Actinopteri; Cypriniformes; Cyprinidae. Bases 624 to 1688 code for a protein of 354 amino acids. The transcript is spliced from 7 exons. The record is from RefSeq and is a predicted model, not a curated record.
GUGUUAAAGUGAACCUUUUAUGCCCAAAACUUUUAAUGUGAUCCUCAAUUUAGGAUUUAAGAGCUCCCGCUGAAUAAAUCAUUUUAAACCAGGCGAAGAUUUUGGCUGGCUUCGCAGUCUGACUAGCUCUUUUUUUUUUUUUCAACAUAGCUACAGCUGUAGAUUAUAACUUAACGUUAAUCAAAUCGACUCUUUAGUCUUGACUCUUCUGAUCAAUCUAAUGCAAAUGUGUAAAAACAAGUCUGCACCUUUCGAACCAGUGUAAACCAAAGAGGAGUCGUGGCGACAUCUAGUGGUACAACUCGAGCACUACACCUGCUUUUUCAGCCCAAUCUGCUUAACCUGAGGGGGAAAACACACAACAGACGUAUCUAGAUCAACAGGACGUGUUAUAAAUGUGAGUCGAUUUUUAAAAUGCUGAAUUACAUUCUCAAAUGUAGUCUAUCGAAAGAGAAAAAAACGCGAAAUAAUCGCGACAGGAUUCGCUGUUGCUAGGGGCAACCGGGGAAACUUUGAAUAGCAUCAGAAGCCGUCGGAUCACUGCAGCUCACUGCGGUCGAGGCGCCUUUGUGAAGAAACCUGGGUUUGUUUUUCUGCAAAAACACAGCCUUGGAAGAUUCAGCAUGACGUCUCCUCAGAAAAUCCCAAUAGACCUCAAAACGAUGAUCAAAGACACUAAACAGGAUAUGGAUGAUGUGCACCAAGCCCUGGAAAAGCUCAGAAGUCUCUCCCAGGAAGAAAGGACAGAGGCAGACGUGCUGCGAUCAAGAAUCGACGAGCAGUCGACUCUCAUCUGCAUCCUGAAACAGAGAGCAGACGAGAUGCUUCUGCGCUGUCAGGCUCUGGAGAAGAUCAACGCCGAGCUGGAGAACCUGAGAGCCAAUGUGCAGCUGGAGCUGGAGAACGAGAGAAAGAAAUCUGAACUGCUGGAGCAGAGAUUCAUGCACCUGGCCUCCAACCACCGAGAGCUGAUCAACUUCAAGAACGAGUACAAGAGCCAGAAUGCGAAGCUGGAGAAGGAGAACGAGAGACUCCGAAAGGAAAAUGAAUCGCUUUUCAGUCAGGAAGUGCAAGAAAAAGAGAAGACCAUCCUCAAACUGACUCAAGAGCUCAAGGAAUUGGCGGAGCAACAUAAGAUACUAGAAACAGAGUAUCAGGAGAAAACAACGGGUUUCCAGAUUAAACUGAAAGAACUGAUCAACCUCCAUCAGAUCAAAGAGGCGUCCUUGAAGAACGAACUGAGCGACACACAAAAACAGCUGAAGAAUGCUGUAGAGAUGUGUGCAGAGUUGGAUCUCAAACUAAGACAAACUCAGGAAAAAGAAUCAAUGAGGGAGACAGACACUCAAGAGAGACUUGAGAAACUCAUGAAGGAAAAGGAUGAGCUUAUUGAUCUCUCAAUGGAGCGUGGGAAAAUGAUACUGGACAAGCAAGAUGAAAUUCAGGAGCUGGAGCGGAAAAGGCAGGAAGCUGAGAACGGCAGACUAGAUGCAGAAAACAGGUUUGAAAAGGAAGCAGCAGCUGUGAACAGUGAAUUAAGAGUGAAGGAACUACAGGACGCCUUAGAGAAGGCAGAGGACACCUGCAAUGAGUUGAAAAAGGAGUUUGAGGCAUUUAAAAAGCACAGCAGAGAACUGCUUGGAAAAGAGAAGGAGUUAAACUGCAAACUUCGCCACAUGAUCAUCUGAGCCAUCCAUCCCAUUCCAUGUGUAUCAUCAAAAUCAGCCAUAAUAUAGCGAAAACCAUUCACUUGCUGAUCUGACAGCGGAGCUGGCUCAUCGCACGUGGAGUGGUUGUAUAUAAUGAACCAGAAGACAAGGGACAAAUUAGAUUUUUCUUAAGAGAACGUCUUCCGUCAGUAGGAGGCAGUUUAUAGUAUUUCUGUAGGGAAAGGUGAGUUUGAUUAAUAGGUUGCAAAUAGGUUGGCUAAACUGUGACUUUUAUAAAUAAAAAUUAGCAUUUUUAAACUUCCGCUGUGGUUUAGCGUCGACUGUCACAGGCUCUGUCACGAUUAUUAGAAGAACUCCUAAUUAUGAUUCAUUGAAAAAUCUCUGAUCAUUGUGAGUCUUAAAUUCAAGCUAAAUAUUGCCUUUCAAAUAAGGGAAUUUUUGAACUAAUUUGCAAAUUUAGAAGAUUUUCAACUUUUUUAGCUCUCUCCUACCAAGAUGAUUAUAUCAUAUGAUGCUUAUCAGAUUAUUCAGAGUUUCUGCAGGUUUUAUAAAAUGUCUUUUUAAGACCAAGUAAAGAAAAUGUAUGGAAUAAUUUAAAUGGAACACAAUACAUCAAUACUUUGUGUUACGCUUCAAAGUCUGAAAAUACAACUUCCAACCAAUCUCCAUUACUCUAUAUUGAUUUUUAAAUCAAGAUACAAAAUGACAUCUUAUGUCUUGUUUUAUAAGAAACUGAUUUUGUUUAUGAUUAAUAUGAUUAAACAAACAAAUGUCUGCCAGUGGGCUCAGAAAAAUCAACAUAAUUUAACAUUGACAGAUAUUUGUUCAUGUUUUGUUCAUUUUUGCAGUGCAAUGCAACAUUUAAUGGCUUGACUUUAUGAAUUUAUGACGUUCUGCUCCGAUUUAAGACUUUUUUUAAGGACUUAAUUUGUGGAAGGACUUUCUAAUUAAUUAGAAUGUUCAAAUUUAAAUGAACAGUUCACCCAAAAAAUAACAUUCAGUCACUAUUUACUCACCCUUUUUUGUCCAUACAAUGAAAAUAAAUAGACUCCAAUGGUGUUUGGAUUUCACAAUUCUUCAAAAUAUCUUCUUUUGUGUUCUUCAGAAGAAAGAAUUGCAUUUGCAUUAUUCCAAGCAUUUAAAACCCCCCAAAAAUGUUUAAAAAAAAAAUCAUAUUAAAUUAAUACAAAUCACCACUAUUUGUAUGACCGUUCAGAACUGAAUCAUCGUGACAGCUCUCUCUAAUAUGCUCAUCCGUAUAUGCAAUAAAUUGGACUGUUCUGUAUGUAGCCUCGUUCCUGAGAAGAUAAAACCAUUCAACUGUGUUAGUAAAAGCUCUCAAGCCAUAUAGCACGUAGAAAUGCAAUGCUCACCUUCCAGUUCCACCAUGUAUUCCUCCGUGCUCUGAUAACAUAACAGAAUGAAACUGUGUCCCUGUCAGGUAACAACAGCAUGUCUUCUGCAUUUCUAAAUGAACAAGCUUCGGCAUAAAAGGACAGUAUUUUGCUAACGUUUUGCUCUUUGUAAUUUUUAGUGUAGUAAUGUUAGUGUCUUUCCUGAACUAAUUUGUGGUCAACUAACAGGUAGUUUGCGUAAUUGUAUAGUGGUCAUCCGGUCUGCAUCUGUAUAUAUGUUUUAUAGAACAGAACAUCUGGAAGGAUUUCUAGAUGUUCACACCUGAUAGCAUGUUAGUCUUGAGUUAACUAGUUAAAGGUGUUUUCAUUGCAUUUAGUGAUGAAAUAUUUUAGUCCUAAUUUGAGGAUAUUUAGUCAUGUAGCAGAGCCUUUUCUUCUCCAGAAAUGAUGGUCCUUCUAGGGUGUGAACCCGAGAACUAGCUCAGAUCUUUAACCUUUAAGGUUAGGUAUGUUAGUCCUUAUAUCAUCCGUGUGAGUUUUUAAUGAUCGUGAGGUUGCGGUCAAAAUGCUGGAUUCCUUUGUGUUCUCGUAACUGCACGUCGCCGUAGUCUGUGUCACCAUUUCAUGCAUCUUAUCAAGUUGAGGCAAGUUUGCAUCCGUGCCAUAACUGACCAGUGCACCUGCCCUUUGAUUGCAUUUGACCUGGUCAGUGGUUCAUCACCCCAUAGCCAUGACAAUCUUUUUCCUCGGAAGUGCUGCGAAUAUGGGAAUUGCCUUAUAUGGGAAUCACUGGAAUGGUGUGAAUGACUCUGUUUCUGUGACCUUUUUUGUUUUUUCUGUUGUAAUCCUCUUCAAACACACUGAUGUAGAGAGGACUUGACUGUUAAGAUCAUUUAUUUUAGAUGAUAGAUAUGUAAAGCAUUUCGAGUAUAAAUAAAAACAAAAUGAAAAGUAAAAUUUUUUGGAAUUGUUUGUGGUCCUCCAUCCUUCUUAUAAGAACAUCCCUGAAAAAAAAAAUGUCUUAAACCGGCCUAAGUUGGUUUGCGAGACUUGAGGCUGGUUUUAGAGAAGUUUUGAGCUCUUUUUUGGGAGAUCAGCUCUUUAAGGUUAGUUUCAAAAUCCAGUUUUUUAAGUCUCAUUGUUAUAAUGAUUCAAGCAUGGUCUAAUGCCAAAGUAUUGCCAAAACAGCAAAAGGAUGGAUUAUGGUGUCGUGAGGCCCUUUUUGGACCCCCUUUUGUCAUAUUGCUUUUAUUAUGUCUAAAUCAUGAGAUUUAAAUAUGAAAAGAAAUUAUGUAUCGCAAAUGAUGAACAACAUAAAAUCUGCAAUAAUAUUUUUAUAUUGUGCAAAUAGUCAGUGGCACUCAUUCAAGUUUAUUUAUUACAUUUUUUUUUGGAUAUCAAUUUUAUAUCUGCAUUUCUGGGUGUCAGGCCAUGGUAUUCUCUCAGCUCAAGUACAUACGCAAUACAACUUUUAGCAUUGAUAGUAAUAAGAAAUGGUUCUUGGACAGCAAAUCAGCAUAUUAGAAUGUGACACUGAAGACUGGAGUACUGGCUGCUAAAAAUGCAGCUUUGCAUCACAGAAAUAAAUACAUUUUAAAAUAUAUUAAAAUACAAAACUGUUGUUUUAAAUCCUAAUAAUAUUUUACAAUAUUACUCUAUUUUUUU